Messenger RNA from Misgurnus anguillicaudatus (oriental weatherfish), 864 nucleotides. Lineage: Eukaryota; Metazoa; Chordata; Actinopteri; Cypriniformes; Cobitidae. The record is from RefSeq and is a predicted model, not a curated record.
GGAGCGACGCGUCGAUGACGUCGACGCGUCGACGUCAAAAUUACGUCGACGUCAUAUUUUUGCGUCGACGCUUCGACACAGCUCGUCACACGCGCGUUUGAGAACAAAACAUAAAAAAUGGAGGACGAAACACCAACCUCCUCGCAUAAUUUCCAACAAAGGCCUACAAAAAGCCCCCAAAAAAGAAAAACAGCUCGCACUAAAUCAUCGAAGGUAUGGGAAUAUUUCAAAUUUAGUUCCAAACGUAAAGAUGUUGUUAUCUGCGCUAUUUGCCAAAUGGAGAUGGCAUACCACACCAGCACAUCAGCGAUGUUGGAGCAUCUGAAACGGAGGCACCCCAUUGUCACUCGUGAAGGAGACAAUAAAAAGACACAGCAAAGAACCUUGCAGUCCUAUCUUGGGAAAGAGACACAAUGCACUACACAGAAAGCAGCAGAACUGAGCAAAAGGAUUUUGAGAGUGAUUGUCAAAGACAUGAGGCCUUUGUCUCUUGUUGAGGGUGAAGCCUUCAUAGACAUGAUCGAAUAUGCCUGCCCUGAAUUUUUUUGAACAAGAGUUAUGUUGGUACUGUAAAAGAGUAAACAGACUGUAUAACAAUAAAAUCCUUUUAUUUAUUUUAUUUUGUGUAAAGCAGAAUAUUUUUUUGUCGUGCAAAACUGUUCCUUAAAGGUUGUAUCUUUAAAGUAUAUUAUUAAGAAUGUUUUUGUUAUUUAUUCGAGAUACAUUAUGGUUUUUAUUAAUCGAUAAACAGAAAACUAAUCGUUAGAUUAAUCGUCCAAUUAGUCGUUAGACUAGUCGACUAAUCGACAAAAUAGUCGACAGAUUAAUCGUUUAAAAAAUAAUCGUUUACCCCAGCUCUACUUG